Molecule: messenger RNA, 5893 nt
Organism: Scophthalmus maximus (turbot)
Lineage: Eukaryota; Metazoa; Chordata; Actinopteri; Pleuronectiformes; Scophthalmidae
Gene: scaper
Product: S-phase cyclin A-associated protein in the ER
Exons: 32
Coding region: 756-5138 (1460 amino acids)
Molecular function (GO): nucleic acid binding; zinc ion binding
Source: RefSeq, a predicted model, not a curated record
UCACCUCGGCGGUCACUGUUGAGCUCUAUCUGCUGUGCUGUAUCUUUUGUAACGUUACUCUAAACUCUUUUGUCCCCGUCAGAAUCCUAAAGAAUUAUGACUGUCGUUACUCAGUGAUGUGGUUGGUCAGUAGUUGGACAGGUGACUGGCUUUGAUCUCUUAUGUGCUCGAACUUCACCCGCUCCGGAGCAGGUUAGCCGUUCAGCACAGGUUGCCAUGGUGAUUUUUACCCCGGUAAAAGAGAAUCAGCUUCGUAGGACGGAAAUGCCAGAGUUAAACAUGAAGUUACUGCAAUGUCCGUCACUCCUGCUUCGUGGUACAGGCGUCCGCAAUGUACAGAAGCUCAUAACCCUCGCAACACACAAUUCAACACAACGCAAUACGCCUAAACAAACCAACGAGGGCGCGCAAUUUUAAACCUUUGAAUCACAUUUCGACGCAGUCAUGCAUUCAUGUUAACGUUCACAGAUUUUUGCAUGUCAUUUGUUUCUCAACAAACGACCUGAAUUAUGCGAGCAUUGUCGUUGUUUGUGUGUUGUGUUCAUUUUAAUAAAGUUUAAAAAAAUUCGAAGCGGUCACGUGAGCGUGUGUAAGAAACGAUGCGUCUGACGUCAUCGGUCACGUGACUCUGAUAGAGCGAAUCAAGCUCCAGAUACAAAGCUUCACUGAAAAUCGUUUCUUCUGUUUUUGACACGCGCCUCGGAGCUUUUGGUGCCACGGCCGGGUAACAUCAGUGGAAACACACCGCGGGGUCGAUGUCCAAAGACAACCGCCACGAUGGACGACGGCGUGGCGCUGGGCAGCACCGUCUCGGCCCGAGGGUUAGCCAAGGUGGGGACGGGAGGGAGAGGUCCGGUAGCAACAGCUCCGGCUCCUCGCAUGGAGGAGGCAAAAGCAAGAAUACGUCCAUAACCGCUCUAAAGGCAUCUUUUCAGCGCUCCAACAGCCAUGACAAAGUGCGGAAGAUAGUUGCUGAAGAGGGCCGCACUGCUCGAAACCUCAUUGCGUGGAGUGUACCUCUGGAGAACAAAGAGGAGGAAGCAAAGUCCAAAAACAACUCCAGUAGCAGUUCCAGGGUUCAGAGGAUCAAUGCCGGUCAACAAAGGAAUAAGAAGCAGAAUGCUGGUGUGGAAAAUAAAGGCACAGCCGGUGGCUUGUUGGACAAGGGGGCAGAAAAGAGCCCCACCAAAGUCAGACAGCCCCGUAAGGUGGACCUGCGAGCUCGCUACUGGGCGUUCCUCUUCGACAACUUGCGUCGAGCUGUGGACGAGAUUUAUGUCACCUGUGAAUCUGAUCAGAGUGUCGUAGAAUGCAAGGAGGUUUUGAUGAUGUUGAACAACUACGUACGGGAUUUCAAAGCUCUCAUAGACUGGAUCCAGCUGCAGGAGAAGUUGGAGAAUACAGAUGCCCAGAACAGGCCCACGUCUUUGGCCUGGGAGGUGCGUAAGAUGUCUCCGGGACGUCAUGUGAUGCCAGGCUCCUCGGGAGACAGAAUGAUUCCCUCUCCAGGGGCACGUCGCACCCUUAACUUUGGUGGUCCUCCACCUACAUUGGCUGCAGCCCGGUUCUCCCACUCAGGCCCCAGCUGGGCAGACCGGGUGAAGUGCACCCAGUCCCUGCCCAGUCAAACAACCACAUCUGCAGUAGAAAAAUCUGGUAACAAGGAUGCUGAGGGCUGGGAGACUGUCCAGCGAGGACGCACUGCCAGGCCGCGCUCUGCUGCCAUGGUUGCCAAGGGAGAGCAACAACUCCAACCUCAGUGUCACCCAGACAAGGACUCGACCCAGACAGACGAUGAGCAGCGAGUCCCUGCGGAACCUGACCCCCUGGAGAAGGUUGGAAGUCCAGGGAACAAGCACACCUUGGAGCUCCCAGCAGAGAGUAUACAAGACUCGGGGCAGUGUGUCGACGCACCUUGUGAAGACGCGCCUCCCCCCAUAGCAGCUCAUACCCCUUCCCAAGCCCCAGAGGCCAACCCAUCCUCAGCAACAGUCCCACCAACAGACAUUACCAUAUCAAUCCCAGUCCCUUCUCUGGCCCACUGCUCAUCCUCAGAUCCAGCCCAGACGGAGGGGCUUGAUGUACUGUUGGUCUUGGGGGACAGUGGGGCUGAGGGGGGCGCGUCACAGGGCAUGGCCACAUCUGCUCCAGGACAAGCCGAGACUCCCAUGGCAGCGGUGAAACUGGAGAGUGUGCUGGACCCCACAGAGCUUUCUACUCCCCAGUCCAUGGCAGAGGUCCUAGCCAAGAAAGAGGAGCUAGCUGACCGACUAGAGAAGGCCAACGAGGAGGCGAUCGCCAGUGCCAUCGCCGAGGAAGAGCAGCUGACCAGAGAGAUUCUGGCCGAGAACAACGAACUGGAAACUGACAACGAAAGUGACUUCUCUGCUGCCAUUGGCAAUGGAGGUUGUGGAGCUGUGGAUUGGAGUGAAAUGUUGGCAGAUUAUGAUGCUCGGGAGCCAUGGCGUCAGAGUACUUCAUGGGGGGACAUUGUAGAAGAGGAACCUUCUCGGCCUCCUGGACAUGGGAUCCACAUGCAUGAGAAACUGUCCUCACCGUCACGCAAAAGAACGAUUGCAGAGUCAAAAAAGAAACAUGAGGAGAAACAGCUGAAGGCGCAGCAGCAGAGGGACAAACUUCGGGAAGAAAAGACCCUCAAACUGCAGAAGCUCUUGGAGAGGGAGAAGGAGGUGAGGAAAUGGAAGGAGGAGUUGUUGGAGCAACGUCGGCGGAUGAUGGAUGAGAAACUGUUACAUGCAGAGUUUAAGCGAGAGCUCCAGCUCCAGGCGAUUGUGAAGAAGGCCCAAGAAGAAGAGGCCAAGGUAAAUGAAAUUGCAUUCAUAAACACUCUUGAAGCCCAAAACAAGAGGCACGAUGCCCUGGCCAAGUUAAACGAGUAUGAGCAGCGGCUCAAUGAGCUGCAGGAGGACAGACAGAGGAGACAGGAGGAGAAGCAGGCCAGAGAUGAGGCUGUGCAGGAGCGUAAACGGGUCCUGGAAGCAGAGCGGCAGGCCAGAGUGGAGGAGCUGCUGAUGCGGAGGAAGGAGCAGGAGGCUCGUAUCGAGCAUCAGAAGCAGGAAAAAGAGAAGGCUAGAGAAGAUGCAGCCCGGGAAAGGGCCAGAGACCGAGAGGAGCGUCUGGCGGCUCUUAGUGCUGCUCAACAGGAGGCCAUGGAGGAGCUACAGAAGAAAAUUCAGAUGAAGCAUGACGAGAGCAGCCGUAGGCAUAUGGAGCAAAUUGAGCAGAGGAAGGAGAAGGCUGCUGAGCUCAGCAGUGGUCGACACGCCAACACAGACUACGCCCCCAAACUGACACCAUACGAGCGCAAGAAGCAGUGCUCCCUGUGUGGCGUUAUGAUCACCUCGGAGGUGCACCUGUUCAGCCACACCAAGGGCAAAAGGCACCAACAGGCUGUGCGAGACAGUAGCAGCAUCCAGGGACGGGAGCUCUCUGACGAGGAAGUGGAACAUCUUUCUUUGAAAAAAUACAUUGUGGAUAUAGUGACGGACAGCUCGGUUUCCUCUGAGAGCAUGAAGCAUGUUGAGGAAAGGCAGAAGGCACGGAAGAAGGCGAAGAAACUCCGCACCAGGAUGAACUCCAGGGCAAAGGAAUAUGAGAUGUCAAUGGAGGCAAAGACACAGUUGACUGACUCCCCUUAUAAGGCCAAAUUGCAGCGCCUGGUGAAGGACCUGCUGAAGCAGUUGCAGGGCCAGGACAGCGGCCAGUGGGCCAACAACAAGGUGUCUGGUCUGGACCGAACCCUGGGAGAGAUCUCUCGCAUCUUAGAGAAACAGAACAAUGCAGACCAAGUUGCCUUCCAAGUGGGCGGCGGCCUGUCGGCUCUGGAACAAAUUCUGCAUGUCAUCACUGCUGCUUCCACACCCACCGCAGUUCCUCGUAUUCCUCUCAAAUCUCUCUGUGCUGCUGUAAACACCUACUACCUGGCAUGUUCCUGUUGCCCUCUCAACUGCUCCUACGUGCUGUUCAGCAACAAGAUAGCGCUUCUCAUGGACCUGCUGCUGCAUCAGCUCACCCUCUAUGUCCCAGACAACGAGUCAAUUUUUGGGCGCAGUGUGAACAAACAGGUCUUUGAGGGUUUGACGACAGGCCUGCUACAGACCAUCGCGACCAUCCUGGGGUCCCUGUGGCCAUAUCUCUCAGAGUCUGGACAAGGCGAAAACACAUGGAUUUCCUCCCCGGAUGCCAAGGUCAAGACUGCCACAGAGUCCUUCAACACGCGCACGCAAGACCUAAUCAGCUAUGUAGUAAACAUGGGUCUGAUUGACAAGUUGUACGGGUGCUUCCUGUCGGUCCAAAGUCCUGUAGACGAGCAGCCCAAGAUGUCUGCUUUCCUCCAGCAGGCCUCGACUCUGCUGCACAGCAUGUGUAAGCUGUGUUUUGUCGUGACCGGACGUGCUCCCAGUAUAUUUGACAAUAAACGCCAGGACCCGACUGGACUGACGGCCUUGUUGCAGUCCACAGACCUGGUGGGAGUGGUGCACACACUGUAUUGUAUCCUGCUGCACAGCUUCUCGCCAGAGUCUGCUUCCCAGAGUCAGGAGCCCUACGGCCCUGGGGUCAUCCAGGUGGCUGUGCAAGGCAUCCGCUUCCUCAACAGUUUUGCCCUGCUUGACCUAUCUGCCUUCCAGUCUGUUCUAGGAGCUGAGGGCCUGUCUCUAGCUUUCCGGCACAUUGUCAGCUCCCUGCUCUGGUACUGUUCCCAGCAUUCCUCUGAAGAGCUGCUGCAUGAAGUCAUCACCUGUGUGGGAUACUUCACCGUCAACCACCCAGACAACCAGGUGAUAGUGCAGUCUGGCCGCCAGCCCAGCGUGCUGCAGAAACUGUGUCAGCUACCCUUCCAGUACUUCAGCCACCCGCGCCUCAUCAAAGUGCUCUUCCCCUCCCUCAUCUCGGCCUGCUACAACAACCCUCAGAACAAGGUCAUCCUGCAGCAGGAGAUGAGCUGCGUGCUGCUGGCUACGUUCAUUCAGGAUUGUGCCGCAAAUGAGAAAGAGUCGGACAACAAAAAAAAGCAAGGAGUUUCCCAGAUGCUGGACUUCUGCGAGUUGUCCAACCGCUUUCCACGAGAUCAGUGGGACUCGGCGCUGCAGUUUUUUCUCAAGAAGCAGGAGGAGUGAUGCACGGCCCACUGUCCUCAGAGUGGACCAGCACAGUGUAAACACUACGGGGGGGGGGAGAGACUGCGAUGUGGAGAUGUUGAUGAGGAAUUUGUUCUUUUGUUUUCUGAUUGGACACAUGGGUAAAUUGUGUUGUGUUCUUCAGACUUUGUCAAAUGUUAGGAUUGUGAAGCCGAUACCCAUGUUGGUUCAUCCGUUUAGAUUGAUGAGGAAUUUGCACAUAAUGUCUUAUUUUGUUAUUAUUUUGUUGUUCGAGCACACACACAUCUCUUCCGUGUAAUAUCUAGACAAAACUUGUUUGUGUUGUAGAUAGAAAUGGAUCGGUUUUCACAGGAGUGACAAAAUAAUGUAAUCCUACUGUAAUUCAGUUUGCUUAACAUUUUCAUCAGUAAUAUUUGUGUUAAUUUAUUGUAUUUCUCUCAGUUUUGAAUGUGAAUAACUGGGAUGUUAUCUCUUGUUAACGUUAUGUCAGGUAUGUUACAUGACCUGCCUUGAUUGCAAUUUAUACAGUUGUGUUUUCACUUUUUGCUUCCCUGCUAAGAGGCACUUGAAAUUGAUAUAAUUUUUGAGUUAUUUGCCUUUUACCGUGUAAAGUAAUAUACUGAUGGUUAUUGCAUUGUUGUUCCUCGAUUUUCACAAAGUUGGCUUUGUAGCGAGUUUCUUUCCAUCAGGUCCUCAUUAACCCUUGAUGUUGAAGACAUGUGCUGAGUUGAUGGAUUUCUAUAAAUUGUAGUAAAAAAAAAGAAAUGCCUUGA